This is a messenger RNA of Strigops habroptila (Kakapo), 4216 nucleotides long. It is a transcript of the gene PXN, whose product is annotated as paxillin. Gene Ontology annotation, biological process: endothelial cell migration; transforming growth factor beta receptor signaling pathway; substrate adhesion-dependent cell spreading. The coding region runs from base 890 to 2167 and encodes 425 amino acids. The transcript has 11 exons. NCBI's taxonomy places the organism in Eukaryota, Metazoa, Chordata, Aves, Psittaciformes, Psittacidae. The record is from RefSeq and is a predicted model, not a curated record.
GGAGGGUAUGGGGGAAGUUAAUCAUUAAACUGCAAUGUCUUCUCCUUAACUCCUUCACGACCUGCGGGCAGACUGCUGGUCCUGGUAUUUCCAGACUGCUGCUCUUCUGCGGACGAGUAAAAGUAAACCAGUAAAUGUAGCUGAGCUCCUCUCUUCUGUGCCGUUAGUAAACGUGCUGGUUUUCUGCCUGAUGGUUCAUUCAGCGCAGCACUGAGCCGAGGGGGGGAAUUUUGUGGCAAGAUGGUUACAUCUGCCUGUCCUGCAGCAAGGGCUGGGGGUGGAGGGUGGAAAAGUGCUUUGGGUCCCCUCUGCAGGGCUGGAGGAGUCAGCACCCUCAUGGGAUUUUCACUUCCUGGUGGAGUUUGCUUUGCCUUUGUCAUUGGUGGGGAGAAGCGAAAACCACACCUUCUGGGAUAGCACUUCUCUUGGAGGUUGUGUGCACGAAACCUCCAGUCAUAGGACCUGCCUGGUCGAAGGAAUUGCAGCUCUUCAGCAGUUUCCUUGAGAUGCCUUACUGGCAGACCUGGAAUCCACCACCUCCCAUAUCUCCAAACGGCCAGUGUUUCUAACGGAGGAAACACCUUACUCCUAUCCAACUGGAAACCACACGUACCAGGAGAUUGCUGUGCCACCCCCAGUGCCUCCGCCACCUUCCAAUGAGGCCCUGAACGGCACUGUGAUUGACCCCUUAGACCAGUGGCAACCCAACGUGUCCAGAUACGUCCACCAGCAACCUCAGUCCCAGUCUCCUAUAUACAGCUCUAGUGCCAAAAGCUCCAGUGCCUCUGUUCCUAGAGACGGGCUCAGCUCUCCUUCUCCCCGUGCCAGUGAAGAGGAACACGUCUACAGUUUCCCAAACAAGCAGAAGUCUGCAGAACCAUCUCCCACAAUGACCAGCUCCUCUCUAGGCAGCAACCUCUCAGAACUGGACAGACUUCUUCUGGAACUGAAUGCUGUUCAACAUAAUCCCACCAGUGGCUUCCCAGCAGAUGAAGCCAACAGAAGCCCAUCGCUGCCCGGCAUGACUGGACCUCACUAUGUUGUCCCAGAGAGCAGCAGCUCUGUGGUAGAGAAGGCUGCACCCCCAACAAAAGAAAAGCCAAAGCGAAAUGGUGCGCGCGGGAUCGAAGAUGUGCGUCCCAGUGUGGAGAGCCUGCUGGAUGAGCUGGAGAGCUCUGUGCCAAGCCCAGUCCCUGCAAUCACUGUGAGCCAGGGCGAGGUGAGCAGCCCCCAGCGGGUCACCAGUCAGCAGCAGACUCGUAUAUCUGCUUCUUCAGCUACACGAGAACUGGAUGAGCUGAUGGCAUCUCUCUCUGACUUUAAGUUCAUGGCGCAAGGGAAAGCCGGGAGCAGCUCCCCUCCAUCCACAGCCUCCAAGCCUGGCAGUCAGCUGGACACCAUGCUGGGAAGCCUCCAGUCUGACCUGAACAAACUGGGUGUAGCUACAGUUGCCAAAGGUGUCUGUGGAGCCUGCAAGAAGCCUAUUGCUGGGCAGGUAGUUACAGCCAUGGGGAAAACCUGGCACCCUGAGCACUUCGUCUGCACCCACUGCCAGGAGGAGAUCGGGUCACGAAACUUCUUUGAGCGGGACGGUCAGCCCUACUGUGAGAAGGACUAUCACAACCUCUUCUCUCCUCGCUGCUACUACUGCAAUGGGCCGAUCCUUGAUAAAGUGGUGACGGCUUUGGACAGGACAUGGCACCCUGAACACUUUUUCUGUGCCCAGUGUGGAGCUUUCUUUGGACCUGAAGGAUUUCAUGAGAAGGAUGGCAAAGCCUAUUGCCGCAAGGACUACUUUGAUAUGUUUGCUCCCAAGUGUGGAGGCUGUGCCCGGGCUAUCCUGGAAAACUACAUCUCUGCUUUGAACACCCUGUGGCACCCUGAAUGCUUUGUCUGUCGGGAAUGUUUCACACCAUUCGUCAAUGGCAGCUUCUUCGAGCAUGACGGGCAGCCCUACUGUGAGGUGCAUUACCACGAGCGCCGCGGCUCGCUCUGCUCCGGUUGCCAGAAGCCUAUCACAGGACGCUGCAUCACUGCUAUGGGCAAGAAAUUUCACCCCGAACACUUUGUGUGUGCCUUCUGCCUCAAGCAGCUCAACAAAGGAACCUUCAAAGAACAGAACGACAAGCCCUACUGCCAGAACUGCUUUCUCAAGCUCUUCUGUUAGAGGCAUCAUAGAUGGGCGCUAAGCAUCUUUCUACCACCCCCUUGGCAGUUCUGUCUCUCUGAACAUUACUGUGAUUUAGAAACCUGACCAGGCAGGGGAGGAGGGUGGGGUGGGGGUGGGUGGGAGUGCUUUCUGCUGCUAUGAGAGGCAGUAGAUCCAGAGAUGAGACGGACCAUUAAACUGGAAAUGCCCUUGCUGUGUCUCAGUAGAGAGAGGCCGAAAUCCCUCAUUGCGGUGCGAGUCUGUGUGUGUGACUGACAGCUGAGCUUAGCUCAAGGGCUCCAACAGGGAGAUUUUACCCAGCCCCCUCCUGGCAGAAGGAGUCUUUGCCAGUACAUUUCAGCCUGUGUCAGCUUCCUGAGCAAAUGGUGACACUUGCAGACAGCACAGCCCUCUGCUUUGACACCUUUCUCAGGCUUUAGUCUGCGUGCAUGCAGUCGGAGCGAUAGCACAGCGAGGGCACCCUGUGAUCUCGGUGCCACCCUGUGAUCUCUGCUCACUAAGGCCAAGGGGUGUGUGUGACUGAAAGAGAUCAGAGCAUCAGCACAGGCAGCCAAGACCCUGCAAGGGUCUCUCCAGUUCCAUUACACUGUAAGGAGAUGAUACCACUUAUUUUUUUUUUAAGAGGAAUCAAGGUGUUACUGUGUGGGGUGUUUGUUUUGUUUUCUUUUUUUCCCCCUAGUUUGUUAUUCCCUGCCUUUUCUCAACGCACUGGAGCAGGAGGUGGAGUAAGCCCCAACCAUCCCUUAGCACUGAUGUGCGCUCCUGUGGAUGACAUCCUAUGCCAGGCACCUCUGUCAGCACCCAGGCUUGCUCAGGGCAUCUGCUCCCCUUGCCUGCUGCUCCCGGGAGGGAGGAAAAGGCAUCAUCCCUGCUUUAAAAGCAGGAGCAGACAGGUUAGAGCACAGCCUUUUUCAUCCAUCCCUGUCAUGAGUGUGUGACGUGUGUGUGUUUAUCUGGCCUGAAACUCUCCCAUCUAUCAGGGCCUGAAACUGUCACAAGAGCAGGGAGAAGUGGAGGGUUUAAGAAGCCAGGAAAAAAAAGAUCCAAACUUGGUAUCCUUUCUUCUUCCUCUCUUUGCUAAUGAGACUUGUCAGCCCCAUGGUAUUUCCCUUUUCUGUGCUCUUGUUAAACAUGUUCUACUGAGAGAUGCUAGAGCAAUAACCUUUUAUAUUGACUGUUACUGGUAUAACAAGUCCCUUGGGUCAGGUGUGUGUGACACACUUGGGGUUUUACUAUCAAAGCAAAUACUGUAUCCUGUCUUUGAUAAGAACUGUAGAUUUCUACACUGAUUUUGAAUUCAUAUCUAAUUUACUUUUAAUCCUCUUAUACAGAAAUUGGUUUUGAAGUGAUUUUAAGAAAGCAACUUUUAUAUCAAGCUGUGCUGUUCUAGGCAGUAUGCCAGUUGUGCUGGUUACUGCAUCUGUAACCUCAACGCUUUGUUAAGCCUAACUAACACUCAAUAAGUUUCUUUUUUUGCGGGUUGGGAGGGGCUGGAAUCUUACGGGGGAGGGAAUGUGACUUGUAUGUUGUUUUUUUUUCUCCUAGCACAGGCAGGUGAACUGUGAAUAGCUCCCACCCCCCAGUCACCUGAAAGUAUGUGUUUUGGGGUUUAUUGUAACCUGUAAACUGCUGUAUUUGAAUCGCCUGCCAUUCUCCCAAAGCCCACCUUCCAGGGUGUUAGAGUGAGUCUUAAUAUGAUGCUGCAGGGGGGAAGAGCUCAGACUUUUGCCCUUGGUUUCUCCUCUUCAGCCCCUGGAAACCAGAGCAGGGCUGCUUGGGGAAGGGCUUCCUUUUCUCCUGUGGGAGAAAGGUCUUGUGCCUAAGGAGAAGAAACUGGGAGAGACAGACUCUGUUCCUGACUAGCUGUGUAACUUUGGGCCAGUCACUAAACCUUACCGUGCCUCAGUUUCCCCAUCUGUAAAAUGGGGGCAGUUUAGCCUGGAUUUGUGAGGUGGUUGUGAGGCUUAGUUCACGUUUGCUAAAGCACUUUUAGGUCUCUGGCUGGAGGGUGCUAUGGAAGGUGAAGUAUGAGGUUGAAAUGCCCAA